AUGAAGAGGGCGCAACAGGAGGACGCCCAGGCCUACGAAGCUCAGAUAUCCCAGGCCUACACCCCCAUCGUAGCUCCAUCUUCCCAAUCUAUUAAUAACCAAUCGCCGGUCAUGCCCUCAUCCGUAGCACCGCCACAAUCCAUCGUCAGCCAAUCGGCAGGUAAUUCUGCUGCACCGCCCCCUCCCAUGGUCAGUCAGUCGCAGGUGAUCCCCUCCGCAGGGUCCAGCCGGCCACUGCUCUGCUGUGACGACACUGGCUACGACGUCGCCGCCGGCCACACCUCCUACGACCAGCCCGGUGCCUCCGCCCACAAGUACAACUCACCUCCCACUCUCAAGGUGCCGCACCAUCACCACCACCACGCCCACCACCAUCACCCACCGCCUCCCCUCGAUGAGCCUCCUCCGCCGCCACCACCUCCACCACCACCACCCCCGCCCGCCCACAAGUACGACCUACCACCCCCGCCCCACCAACAAGAGUACGACGUCCCUACGCCCACAGCCGCCCCUACCCACGAGUAUGACCCACUCCCUCCCCAAGUCCCGGUAGUAGACGACGAGUCGCCCCUGGUGUACCCCAGCAUGAGCGCCGGACCCCUGGCCGACCCCACGCCCAUGGCUGACCCCUCCCUCACCCCUGGCUACUUCCCCCACUACCCCCUGGAACCCCAGUCCAACCUCGACUCUCACGACCCCUUAGAUUACAGCGUCCUUGAGGCCCUGUUUGAGGGAUCCUCUUACCCCUCCUCUGCUGAUGUUGGCGGCCCUGACGCCUACCAGGACUACCAACAUUACUAG
Messenger RNA from Homarus americanus (American lobster), 801 nucleotides. RefSeq names its product extensin-like. Bases 1 to 801 code for a protein of 266 amino acids. The transcript has a single exon. The record is from RefSeq and is a predicted model, not a curated record. Lineage: Eukaryota; Metazoa; Arthropoda; Malacostraca; Decapoda; Nephropidae.